Molecule: messenger RNA, 453 nt
Organism: Mixia osmundae IAM 14324
Lineage: Eukaryota; Fungi; Basidiomycota; Mixiomycetes; Mixiales; Mixiaceae
Exons: 3
Coding region: 1-453 (150 amino acids)
Cellular component (GO): membrane
Source: RefSeq, a predicted model, not a curated record
AUGACGACAAACAACUACAGCAUCCACAUGCUCAUUCCCACCUACUUGCUGGCACACUUCUUCAGCACCCCGCGAUGGUCUGCAGCUCUCAUGGGCCUCGACAACAACUGCAAUCCUCGUCCCAUGAUCGCAGCCCAGAAGGCAGCCGGCAAGUCCAAGAUCACCCCGCAGCAGAUCGCGUUCCUCGAGAGAGCCAGUGCAGCACAUGAGAACCUCAUCGGCCACUUUCCGCUCGUUGUCGCUGCCACCAUACUCGGCAAUAUGGCUCACCUGCCUGCGCAGCGUCUCAACACGCUCGGGUUCGGUUACUUCGCCGUGCGAUUGGCCUACAUGUUUGCCUACAGAUACAUUGAACGCGGUCUGGCUUCUUACGGCCGUUCCGUUCUCUGGUGGACUUCCAACAUCCUCUGCCUCAGCAUCAUCUACCAGAGCGGUCGCAAGCUCCAACAGUGA